UUGAGCUUGAACUGGUAGUAGUUUGAUGUACGUGAAUUCUGUCGAAAUCCAUGACUUUUUUUUAUGACGCCUACUCUCAUUGUGUUGAUUCAAAAUGAGUCCAUUGUUUGUUAUAAAUGUAUUUUCAUCAUUUGUCUAUUCAUUAGCUGUGUGGACAGUUCCGACCAAUCCUAUCGCAGAGUUUUUCAAUUCAACAGUAGAUUUUGAGGACCUUUCCUUUUCGGGUGUGACGACACACUUUCCAUUUAAUUUUAGGUGCAGAAGUUAUGUGGCUAAAGCUUUUAAAUACUUUCAAGUCCAUCCGGACAUAAUUGCUGUAGCUCCCAAUGAUUUCGUUAAUAUCACUUUUCCCAGCGGAGCUGAAGUCAGCAUUGGAGAAAAGCUUCUCAGAAGUCAAGUAAAAGAACAACCAAGCAAAGUUGUAUGGAAUACAGAUCCUUCUGUGCCAUAUUAUUCUUUGGUUAUGCAAAAUCCGGACGAUCAAGAAUUUAGAAAACAAUCGCAAUCGUGGCUUGUUAUAAAUAUUCCAGGAUGUGAUAUUGAUAAAGGAGACACCGUACUUCGGUACAUGGAACCCUGCCCACCACCAACGAGAGACCCCAUGAGAAUCUCUUUUAUGGUAUUUGCCCAGCCAGAAAAAAUAUCACUGGAUGAUAUUGGAUAUUCAGAAGAGAGGAACUGGUGGUUUGAAGCAAAUGAUUUUCGAUACACGCAUAAUUUGAGCUGGCCGGUGGCAGGAAACCUUUAUUUAUUAGAUGAUUAAUACUUGAAACGUGCAUUUCGAAUCAUUAAAAAUUCGUUCAUCAGAGGAUUCACUACAUUCUGUGUAAACCAGCGUCUCCUAUAUUCAAACAGCACGGAUUUUCAUGACCAUUCCUAUCUAAAAUAAGAAUAUGACGAUGCGUAAUUUUGUAUUUUUAUAGAAACUGUAAUUCAAACUUUGAAAAAAUGAGUCUUUAUUCAACUGUACCAAUUCCCACGCAAAUAAAAAGGAUUAUUUUUUUAUGUA
Molecule: messenger RNA, 1009 nt
Organism: Planococcus citri (citrus mealybug)
Lineage: Eukaryota; Metazoa; Arthropoda; Insecta; Hemiptera; Pseudococcidae
Product: protein D1-like
Exons: 7
Coding region: 95-763 (222 amino acids)
Source: RefSeq, a predicted model, not a curated record